GUUCUUGCUACGACAAUCGUUGUAGUAGUUACUUACUUAAAUGUGUGAUAUGGUCAAGUGUCACAGCAUAGAGCUUCUUGUACGUCGUCGCUCCGGCUAAGAUUCCACACGAGGUUCUAUUUGGAUUACUACAGUUUUAUUAAUUACGAUUGCAGAAAUAUGCGCGGUCGGACGAGACCCCGGAGGGCGCAGUGGGCCGCCCUAGCAACAUCACACGAGAGAAUGACUGCGCAGUUGCAAGCUAGCAACAGCACAAAUCCCCCCGCGGGGUUGGCGUCGACGAAAGAACAGCCGGCUAGUGGUAGAAACAGCACAAACCCGCCCGCGGAGUUGGCCCCGGCUAAGGAAGAUGAAGCGGUAUCCUGUGCAAAAGUAUCAUACUCGUAGUAAUUGCAGUCAUGCAUUACAAAUCUCCUUUCCAAGGUAAAACAGCAUGACAAAUUUUAUUUCUCAUGCUGAGCAAAUUUGUCAUGCAAUUUAUACUAGUACGAAUAGGAUGCUUUUGCAAUGCAUAAACGGCUGGUGGCAGCAACAGCACAAAGACAAACCCGCCCGCGGAGUUGGCCCCGGCUAAGGAAGAU
This is a messenger RNA of Amoebophrya sp. A120, 581 nucleotides long. The record is from the annotation of a GenBank genome assembly. NCBI's taxonomy places the organism in Eukaryota, Dinophyceae, Syndiniales, Amoebophryaceae.